AUGCAUUCACCAAAAUUACCUAAACCAUUUGAAGAGAAGAAACGGAAGAAGAUUACGGUGAAAGAAAAGAAUGAGCGAAGAGAAGGAGAAUUAACAGACUUAGCAAGAGGAAUUUAUAUGAAAUGGAAAGGAAGAGAACUUGUUAGAGAAAAUCCAACAUUAACAAUGAAAAUUGCAGAAGAAAGAGCAUUAGAAUUAUGGGAAACAGAACAAGAAGAUGUUAUUCAAACAUAUUUUAAAACGGCUAUAAUUGAAAAUGUAUUAUUAGGAGAAGAAGGGUAUUCUAUUAAGAAGAAAAAGAAUGAUGGAAUGAAAAGAAAAGAAGAAUGGCAUCCUUAUUUGUUGUUUUGUAAAGAACAUCGUGAAGAACUUAAACAAGAAGGUGUUUCUGGAAAUGAAGUUAUGACUAUGUUAAGUGAUAAAUGGAAAGCACUUAGUGAAGAUGAACGUUCUCAUUAUUCAGAACUUGCAAAAGAAAAUAAAAAGAGAGACCUUGGUGAUGAAGAAGAAAAAAAAGAAUUACUUCCAUCACAAUUAGUUGUUCAUUCUACUGACAUUCCACCAUUAAUUAAUUCAAAAUAA
This is a messenger RNA of Entamoeba histolytica HM-1:IMSS, 582 nucleotides long. RefSeq names its product high mobility group (HMG) box domain containing protein. The coding region runs from base 1 to 582 and encodes 193 amino acids. The record is from RefSeq and is a predicted model, not a curated record. Gene Ontology annotation, molecular function: DNA binding, bending. The transcript has 2 exons. NCBI's taxonomy places the organism in Eukaryota, Evosea, Mastigamoebida, Endamoebidae.